This is a messenger RNA of Vitis riparia (riverbank grape), 840 nucleotides long. Its product is annotated as auxin-responsive protein SAUR50-like. Bases 10 to 540 code for a protein of 176 amino acids. Lineage: Eukaryota; Viridiplantae; Streptophyta; Magnoliopsida; Vitales; Vitaceae. Gene Ontology annotation, biological process: response to auxin. The record is from RefSeq and is a predicted model, not a curated record. The transcript has a single exon.
GCUCCCAGCAUGUCCUUAAACUCACACAGACCCCAAAACACCCAUGGUCUCUCCUUUGACCCCACAGCCCCACUUGACAUGGUUUCUCUCUCCUCCUCAGUCUCAGCUUAUAUACCCUUGCACAACCUUUCAAUCGACCCACACCACCUUCACCUUUCCUUUCUCGCUUCUCUGAUUAUCGCCUACUUGCUUCCUUCCUGGUCUUCGACGUCUCACCCGAAGAAAAUGGCUCUCGGGAAAUCAAAUAAACUAUCUCAAGCAGCAGUUCUUAAGCAAAUUCUCAAGAGAUGCUCCAGCUUGGGAAAGAAGCAAGGUUAUGACCAAGAGGGGCUUCCACUUGAUGUUCCGAAAGGCCACUUUGCAGUAUACGUUGGUGAAAAUAGAACAAGAUACAUUGUCCCGAUCUCCUUCUUGACACGUCCUGAGUUUCAAAGCUUGCUUCAGCAAGCCGAGGAAGAGUUCGGUUUCGAUCACGAGAUGGGCCUCACAAUUCCAUGUGAAGAAGUUGUUUUUCAGUCUUUAACGUCCAUGCUCAGAUGAAACGAAGUUUGGGGGAUGGGAUUGGGUUUGAGUGAGAAAAUGGAUAAAGAGGAAGCUGCUUCAUUGCUUCUCUUCCCUUUUUUUCACCUAUUUUUCUCUUUCUCUCUCUUUUUAUUUUAUUUUAUUUUCUUGGGUUUCUCUUAUAUUAAUUCUAACCCAGAACCCAUGAGCAUUUUUUUGGGUUUAGAUUUUUGUACAUCUCAAAGUUUGAAAUUUUCCUCACGGUGGUGUGGGGUUGUACCCUGUGAGAGAAGUGGACUAAUGUUAAGGAUAUUUGGGGCUGCUGGUCCUUUCUUUUAA